Messenger RNA from Xenia sp. Carnegie-2017, 971 nucleotides. RefSeq lists its product as uncharacterized. The transcript has 2 exons. The record is from RefSeq and is a predicted model, not a curated record. The coding region runs from base 63 to 404 and encodes 113 amino acids. Lineage: Eukaryota; Metazoa; Cnidaria; Anthozoa; Malacalcyonacea; Xeniidae.
UGGCUAAUGAUAUUUUAUUCACAUCCGUGCAUCCAGCCGCACUAGAAAAUUACAAGGAAUGUAUGACAGGUCAAGGUGAAUGUAGCGAGUCGAUUGAUUUAAUGGAAACCGACUCUGAAGACGAAGAAAGCUUUUCCGAAAGACAAUCCGAUGUGGAGUUUCUUAACGACAUUGAUCACUCCGACAGUGAACUUUCGUUUUACAGACAGAUUGAUAAUCAAGUAUACAGUCGAGACCGACUGAGGUUGUUUGAUACAUUUCUACACUGGACAAGGCUAACGAUAAUUGAACACGAUACGCAGUCAUUUCUAUGUGAUCGGUAUGUACAGACGGGAAACAGCGACGACAAUUGUGAACCAUGCAAUACAUCAACAUUAUACAGACAAAUAUGGAAACUGUCGUAGAAGGAACCAACACAUAAAAGUUGACAGUUUUUUCUUUCGCUGGUGGAACUAAAUACAUGAACGAUGAAGACGAUACCAUUGAUUCUGACAGUGACGGUGAUAACGAUAAAGACGAAGACGACAGCUGCGAAUGAAACGGUGGUGUUGCUGAUGAUGAUAGUGUGGGUAACAGUGGUAAUAACGGCAACAGAGGUGAUGACUUUGAAGUUGAGAAUGAUAUCGUUGAAUGUGGAGGUAUUGACGGCGUUGACGGCGACAACAGCAAAGAUGUAGACGAUAAUAACAGCGACGGUGAUGAGGUUGAAAUGGAGGUUGACAUGUUAAAAAAAAAAAUCUGUGAGGGGCGAACAUAAAACUUUUGGUGGGACAACGGAACGUGAGAUGAUUUACACGGGGUGGACGUAAUCAACGACGAUGGUAGAAGAGAAAAACUGACGGAUGACUGAGGUAAACGAUUCCUUGUGGUUGACGUAUACGGAAAAAGUGGUGUCACAGACGAAAAUGAGUUCACAGACAACAAAUAUAAAUCUUUCUUUCGGGCUGGACACGGAUCAAAAACACAUUUAA